Molecule: messenger RNA, 1305 nt
Organism: Adineta steineri
Lineage: Eukaryota; Metazoa; Rotifera; Eurotatoria; Adinetida; Adinetidae
Source: the annotation of a GenBank genome assembly
AUGCUUGAAGAAGAUGAUUAUGAUGACGAUGAUGAACCACAAGAUCCAGCAAUUGUUCUUAAACACCAAAAAUAUAAAACUUGGCUAUAUGUUCUUCUUCUCAUGGUGUCUUUAUAUAUUAUUUUCUACGCUACUUUGAUGAAGACAGAAUCUUCAACAGUUACUGUCUCUGAUAUUACACCUGUCAAAUUCAAUGAACUUUACUCAAAAUAUAAGGAAACUCUUUCAUGUCCAUGUUCAGCAACCAGCAUAUCUUAUAAAGAUUUUGUUUCCAAUACAAUCAAACUUCAUCCUGUUUGCUCAAGUCGUUUCGUUAGUCAAGAAUGGAUUCAUGCGUUAUAUUUAUCAAAUGCAAGUCGAUAUAGAGUAUCGGAUUUUCGAGCAACAGCUAGUUCUCAGUCGCACAUCAAUUGGACCGAUUCUGUUCUAACUUCGAAGCAACAAAAUCUUUCAUUUAAUGAUUAUUUAAAUGAACUCUUGAUUGACGAAUGGUUACCAAAAAUAAAUUAUUCAAAGUAUUUUGAUCAAUGUCAUCCUUCAUUCUGCACAUAUACGACGGCACAUCGAGCUAAAUUCAUUUAUGGAAUUACUCUUUUCAUUAGUCUCUAUGGUGGUCUCAUUAUGAUACUUCGUUUAACGACAUCGUUUAUAUUAUUAUUUAAAUUGCCUGAAAUUCAAACUAAUUCGACAUCUAUCAUCUGUGUUUGUGCCACUAAUCCUGAUUGUCAAGCUGCGGCUGUUGUUUACGAUUUUAGCUACCAUGUUCAUGAUAUUGACUACGUUAAUCUUAUUCAAAGAAUACCAGGUUUUAUUAGAGGCUGUCUCGCUGGUGAUUCUCUUCUAAGAUCGACCCUUCAAUGUUUACAUUCAGAACCAAAUUCGGAUUCAGAUUGUUUUGCAAAUCUACUGACUUACUCAUCAGAUUCGGACUCGAUGCUUAAACUAAAUAGAUCCAUGUUUGAUCUGCAUCCUCUUGUUUAUAACCCAGAACGGAGUCAUUUUUCUCCAAAUACUUUAAUAUCAACUAUCAUCAAAGAAAUGAUGGUGGAACAAUGGAAUCCAUCUCUAUCGUAUAAGGACUUUUACGAAUCAUGUGCACCGAACUAUUGUACUUAUUAUAAGAAAAUGCGUACGAAGACUAUCAUGGGAAUAUUUAUAACAUUAUUGUCCACGAUCGGUGGUCUUGCUGUUUCUCUACGUUUUAUCACUCCUUAUUUUGUCAAAUUGCUCUUCAAAUUAUGGACAAUGAUACGUAAAAGAAAACAAAAACAACAAGAACAACAAGAACAGCAAGGUAAUCAUUGA